AUGAAUCGUGAACAGCGUUACCUACCUGUUGGUGAAUGGAAGGUCGUUGACACCGUUAAAAUAACUGGGGCAGGACGUCAAUAUCGACCUACAAAGCAACAGUACAAGAUGACGAUCUUAGGAGACACAUCAAUAACCCCUUCUGAUUAUCGUAAUGAUAAUCAAUUCCUUGAUCUGGCUAACUACGAGGAGAUUGUUAAUGGAAAGCUAAAACCCAAUUUCCUUAUUGAUAUCAUGGGACAAGUAACUGAUCUUGGAGCAGUAGCUACCGUCCAAGCUAAGGGGAAUGACACAAAAAGAGUUCAUUUCCGUUUACGUGAUUUAAGUGGUCAAGAGGUGUCGUGUUGCUUAUGGGGAAAAUAUGCCGAGCAGAUUGAAACACAUAUGGAAGAAGCUAAUGAUGAAACUUUUAUAUGCUUGAUAAGAUUUGCAAAAAUCAGCGAGUUCAGAGGAGAAGUGCAAAUCACCAACGCGUUUGAUGCUUCACUUGUGUGUCUCAACCCAACAAUGGAGGAAGCUAUUGAUUUUAGACAGAAGAUGUCGAGUGAUUCUCUUGCCUUAGCUAUUUGUGAUCAAAGUAAUGAAAAGAAGAUAAUCACCAAGGUUACGGCCAAUUGGGAUGAUGUAGACGUGAGAUGUAUUUCUGAGAUUUUGCAAAGUUUUGAGGUUGACAGUUGCAAGAUCAUUUGUUCAAUUGAAUCCAUUGACACGGAUUGGGGUUGGUUCUAUUUUGGGUGUACUAGACACAAUCGACGUCUUACUAAGAUUGGAAGGAAAUCUUCUGGUAAGAUGAUUCAGUCUGAAAAGCCACAAUUUUAUUGUGAUGUGUAUCGUGGUCCGUGUAACAAUUACGAACCGAAGUUCAAGCUUCAUUUGAUUGUCAAAGAUGACACUGAGACAUGCAGAUUAAUGCUUCUUGAUACUGUUGGGAGAACGAUUAUUGGUAGCAAAGCUGUUGAACUUUGGGAUGGUUCAUUUGACGAGAUUGAAGACCCAGAAAUACUACCUCAGCCUAUUCGAGAUUUGGUUGGGAAAUCUUUUUGUUUUGGUUUAGCCAUAACCAGUGACAAUGUAACAAACGGUUCAGACACAUUUAAGGUCUCUGAGGUCUGGUCUGGAGAUUAUAUUCAAAGAAUCGAGUCACUCUCAGAACCAGUUUCAUUAAUUGAAACCAUUUCGUCAACUCUAUCUGGUGGAGAGCUUCCUGGGAUUGAUCAUAUCAAUGAGAACUCAUCUGAAGAUUUUUCCACCCCAAGUAACAAACGUAAGGAAGAUGAGUGUGAUCAAAUGGACAUGACAUCUACUUCUAAGAAGUUAUGCACUAAGAUCGUAAAGAAGGAGAAAGAAAAGGACUGA
Brassica napus (rape) is the source of this 1356-nucleotide messenger RNA. RefSeq names its product replication protein A 70 kDa DNA-binding subunit C-like. NCBI's taxonomy places the organism in Eukaryota, Viridiplantae, Streptophyta, Magnoliopsida, Brassicales, Brassicaceae. Bases 1 to 1356 code for a protein of 451 amino acids. The transcript has 9 exons. The record is from RefSeq and is a predicted model, not a curated record.